AAUUCGGCGAUCACGUAGGUACAUACGUUAUAAACCGUCAGAGUCCGAAUAAACAGAUCUGGUUGUCCUCGCCAAAGUCAGGACCAAAGCGAUAAUUAUGGAUGAGAUUAUGGAAGAUGGAAAUCUGGUGGAUAGAGUUAGGAUUUUAUUGCAGAGAGACAUGCAAUAUUAUCAGGCGAAGCAAACAGUCCUUCGGGAGUCACUGUGUGGAAGGGUGAGUGGUGGAAAGCUGGAUUUUCCACGUCAUGCGUCAUUUGCCGCGAUAAAGAUCGUUAAAUGGUGGGAGGCAGAAUUUUUGAUUGCAUUCAGGCAUCCCUCUGGACUCUGCAUAUCCACGGAACCAAUAUCAACGAGUAUUGAGGGAGAAGAGGUCAUUAAAAAAACACCACCUUCCGAGUUUAUCAUGCUCGUCGUUGACACUUCUCAAUUAUUUAUUGAGCAUUUGCAUGCAUUAAUCCAAGAGUCCCUUGAUCACGCCGAUCUCGCUGUGCUGACAGCCACCCUGGGUGCAGCUGCACUCGUGAGAAAUUGCCUCUGGUGUUACAAUCAACAAUCCAAAGACAAAAUUCCAAAGCAAUCGAGCGAAAAACUCUAUGAAUUUUACAAAUCGUACCAGGAAAUGGCAGAGGCAGUUGCUGAACGUCUCCUUGAUCUCCAUUGUCGUUUAAUAUCUCUCUAUAUUCUCAAUGAAGCUGAUUCACUCAGUUGGCAGAGUGACAAAUAUUUUUUUGAGAAAGAGCGAUCGUCCUUCAUUAUUCAAAUGUGGUGGCUCUAUAUGCAGGGAACAAAGGCAGAUCUCUGGGACACGGUUUCGCCGAAAAUGGCGCAGAGAAUUUUCGCUGGAAUGCUUAACGAGUCGCUUACAAUUAUUGUAGCUCGGUUUAUUCACGGUCGACCAAGCCUGCAGAGAUCUGAGCAAUUCUGGGCAGACGCUUUCAACGUUUUGAGUUGCACUUCAUACCUGGCCUUGUCAGCUUGUGAUGACGGUGAUGAACUCAUCGCUAUCCGUACUAACAAAUUAUCAAUCGUAAUGAGAGAUAUACACGCAAAAUGUGGUGAACUUCUUGUUUGCCUCCUGUUACGUGGCACACCCCUCAAACUCCUCUAUCAAAUCUGCAGAAAUGGAUUAGAGAAUAUGGCAAUGCUGGACAAACGGUGUGGACCAUCUCCUUGGCUCCUCAUUGCAGCCCCAAAACUCUUCGGGAAUUCCACCUUCAAAGACGGCAUCACUCAAUUAUCUGAGGAUCAAUUGCUCAUUUUACAAGUGCAUGUUCUGAGAUCUCAGCCCCAACCAAAUUGGACUCAACUUCUCAAAGUGUUGUCAAUGAGAAAUUGUACAGUUGCGAGAAUGCUACUGAUAACGUUAAUUCGCCAAUGCAGCGAUACGAGGGAGAAGGACAAGAUUUUUCAUGAGAAAAAAAGCUUGAAGGGCUCGUCAGAGUGUGAAGGAUUUCUCUGCGCCGGUGACCACAAAAAUAUCUCGAAUUUUCCCCCUCCAAUGUGCCUAUACAGUCUGAUGUACGUGUCAGUUAACACUCCGAUGAAUCCAAUGGAUGUAAUAAUACCCGGCCUGAAGCAGGACGUCAAUUGGUCCAAUUACCUCGAUCGACAACAGGUCUGGAAUCAAUCGAGACCACCUUGGCUCAAUGCUCUGCUUCAGCCACUUCGACAAAUAAUGGAUCCUGUCGUGGAGAUUCUCCUCGAGGCGGUCAAGACUGGUGCGAGUAUCUAUCAAGCAAUGUCCCUAGCUCUUGCGUGCAUCACAGAACUCUUCGUUUGCGCACCGAUGGGCAUCCUGAGAGCUGCCAAUAUGAUGAAUCAGAGUAUUCCAGCGCAUUGUCACCCCAUGGGUGGGUCUGUACUCGUACAAAUAUUCUGUGCUGCACUUUACUCCUCCCUCUUUGAAGUCUCCCUCCGAGCACCAGAGUCCUCCGAUAAAUCCGAUAUUCAGGACACACCCAGAAGUAUCGCAGAGUCAUUCUCAUUUGAUCCUUCUGAUCGAUGUGCUUCAGCAACUGCUUUAGCUGAAGCACUUUGCAGCAUUGAUGAGGAUAAUAAACAUACUCAUCAAAUUCAAUCGCUUCUGGGGCUUAUUCAUAAGUGGAUUGAGAAACAAGACCCGAGUCCUCGAUUGAAAAAACUCGAUACUGUAUUCUCGUGGAAAGAAACUUAUGUCGAUCAAUUACUAUUUACAGAGACUGGACGUCGAUCUUUGAAGGUGGUCCAUGAAUAUCUCUUAAGAGCAUCAGACUGGGUAUUGAAGAACUUGAAGGAUGGAAAAGAAGUAUUUGAUGAUUUCACGGAUUCGAGCGAUGUCUUCAUUCCUUCGAAACCUCUCACUUAUAUCAUGUUCCAUAUCGAUGAUACACCAUUCGAUCAGUUCUUGACGAAUUUCAAUGAAGCCAAUUGGCAUGCCAUUUUGAAAAUGCCACUGUCAGUGACACUUGAACGGGUUACGAGUCAAAUUAUCAUCAGACCUGAACUGAAAAAUCCGGAAAAUUUAUCACACGCGGACAAGGAAGUGGCUCUGGCUAUCAAGAAUCUCUGCAUCAAUGCUAAAUCACAGAAAACGGUGGAGUAAAUCCACCAAUAAUUCAACAAUAAGUACAAUGAAUUUUGGCACAUUUACUUGAAAAUAAAGAAAUAAAUCAAAAUGAUUGAUAAUAUUUCAGUAGAUUUUUGACCGAACGGUC
Messenger RNA from Fopius arisanus, 2693 nucleotides. RefSeq lists its product as uncharacterized. The transcript has 14 exons. Lineage: Eukaryota; Metazoa; Arthropoda; Insecta; Hymenoptera; Braconidae. Bases 98 to 2581 code for a protein of 827 amino acids. The record is from RefSeq and is a predicted model, not a curated record.